Messenger RNA from Linum trigynum, 1992 nucleotides. The record is from the annotation of a GenBank genome assembly. NCBI's taxonomy places the organism in Eukaryota, Viridiplantae, Streptophyta, Magnoliopsida, Malpighiales, Linaceae.
CUUAUGGCGUAAAUUUGUUAAUGAUUUUGGUUAGAGGGUGGUGUACAGUAAUUAAGUGACGAUUUUGAUGAAUGUAUAUUUUUAGCGUUGCGUUAAUGUUAAUGAGGUAUCAACAAGAAUUAAUGAGUGGAAGUAGCUAGUAGCUUGGUGGUCCUAAAUGAAGAAUAAUUCCCUUCUUUUUAUACCCUUAACAACAUAUUCGGUUCAAGGAAAUAUAAUCAUGAAUUAGGAGAACAAUGAUAAUAGCAACCUCAAUAAUUAGUACUAAUCUACCAACCACUAUUCCAUAUCAUAUCUCUCACAAGAACCUUGGCCCAUUGUUUCCUCUCCAACAGGCACUAACCAAACCCUACUCACUUAGCUUUACAUUAAUUAUAAGACAAUUACUUAAAGUUGCUAGAUGGCAAAAUAACAAUGGCUACAAAGUUCCCAAACUCAGAAGUUAAUAGUCCCCAUUCCAUCCUCCCACUUCCAAACAAAAGUGAUACAUUCAAAAACCAGCUAUUCGUUGGACAGGAAUUCUAAAUAACCAUAGCUGGCACCAGCUGCUCUGUUCUCUGACCUCCACAAACCUAAAACCCAUGCACGGCCCUUACCCCCGCGCCACCAUCACGCGUAUCUUCUUCACAUUUCACUUCUCAUCCCCCCAACCCUUCGUGUAUAUAUAGAAACCCAUCUCUUCAAUCCUUCUUCACAUCUCAAAACACAAACCAAAUAGAGAAACAGGGGAUACUUAAAUAGUAACAGAGAAUGGGCAGCUUUUCCUCUUCUUCCGGGCAAAAACUGGCCAUCUGUAUGGUGGAAUUGGCCGUGUUGAUGGGAGUAGCCUACGGUGGAAACUUCUACCAGGACUUCGAUUUGACGUGGGGAGGGCAGAGGGCCAAGAUAUUCGGCGGCGGCCAGAUGCUGUCUCUGUCUCUCGACAAGACCUCUGGCUCUGGGUUUGUGUCCAAAAAGGAGUACUUGUUCGGCCGGAUUGAUAUGCAGCUCAAGCUCGUCGCCGGCAACUCGGCUGGCACCGUCACUGCCUAUUAUUUGUCAUCUCAAGGCCCGACUCAUGAUGAAAUUGACUUCGAGUUUCUAGGAAAUGUGAGCGGAGAUCCUUAUAUAUUGCACACCAACGUGUUUACUCAAGGAAAAGGCAACAGAGAGCAACAAUUUUACCUCUGGUUCGAUCCCACCAGAAACUUCCACACCUACUCGAUCAUCUGGAAGCCUCAACACAUUACGUUCUUGGUGGACAACACUCCGAUCAGGGUAUUCAACAAUGCCGAGAACAGGGGAGUUCCGUUCCCAAAGAAUCAGGCGAUGAGGAUUUACUCGAGCUUGUGGAAUGCCGACGAUUGGGCGACGCGUGGAGGGUUGGUGAAGGCUGAUUGGUCCAAGGCUCCAUUCACUGCUUACUACAGGAAGUUCCAGGUCACCCCUGUUUCUUCUUCCCGAUCUCGUAGCAGCGGGGAGUUUGCGAAUGGAGACUGGCAAUCGAAUGCGUUGGAUGCGAAUGCCAGGAGGAGGCUGAGAUGGGUUCAGAAGAAUUUCAUGAUUUAUAAUUACUGUACUGAUCUGAAGCGAUUCCCGCAGGGCUUUCCUACCGAGUGUAAAUGAUUUGUGAUGAGUUUGGGGUUGAUUAUUUCUUUCUUUGCUUGUUCAUAUGUAAUCAGAGGGUUUAUUGUCUUUCCCCCCUUGUUUUCGCCUAGUGCUUUUGUAUCCAAAUUUAGUAUGCAAUGAAAAUUUCUAGAUUCUUUGUUGGAAGUUCGUGUUUGCUGAGUGUUUAUUAUUUUAGUUGAGGGAUUUUUAGUUUUUUUUAGUUUUGUAGACACCAGCUUUGCGUACAUUAUAGGGCUGGAAAAACAAACCAUGCUGUUAAGAAAUCAUUUAUCAAACAUAAUCAUACAAUUUAAUUCAGACCAUCAAUUGUUAAAAAUAUUUUAAUUUGGUUCACAAUUGUAAUUUGGUUUAUAAUUUGCUACAUAAUAAAGUUUUUUAUUUAUG